Messenger RNA from Penaeus monodon (black tiger shrimp), 5851 nucleotides. It is a transcript of the gene Fhos, whose product is annotated as FH1/FH2 domain-containing protein 3-like. Gene Ontology annotation, cellular component: cytoskeleton; cytoplasm. Bases 569 to 4366 code for a protein of 1265 amino acids. Gene Ontology annotation, biological process: cortical actin cytoskeleton organization; actin filament network formation. The record is from RefSeq and is a predicted model, not a curated record. Gene Ontology annotation, molecular function: actin filament binding. Lineage: Eukaryota; Metazoa; Arthropoda; Malacostraca; Decapoda; Penaeidae. The transcript is spliced from 25 exons.
GCGGCAGCGUCCGGGUGUAGGAGCCGUGCUGAGAGAGCGGCGCGCGCUGACUCCACUUGACAGGCUAACCCACUCGCUGGCAGCCGGGCCUCCUGCUGUACAGAUGUCGUGCUCCAAGUAACGGGAAAACGCGGUCCUCCUUGCUGGCCUGCUCUGGCUCCGCAGUCGGCAAGCUCCUGAUGGACAGUGCUCAAACCCUGCAUUCUGAGUGACUUAUCUUAGAAAUAGGAACAUCUGCAGCCCGAAGCAAAGAUUAAAAAGAGAGGAAGUCAGUGCUUUAUUGAUUGUUAACACAAGAAAAUGUUUUAGCAUAAUUAAAAACGUUGCAUAAGUUUAUUAGAGUGUGUUAGGUCUUUUGUGGUCAGGCGGGGUCAUUACGAGUGACCUGCGAUAUCUGUUACCACGUGACAAAGUUCGGGCACUUCUGAGAUUACGUGUGCAUGAGAAGCGCAUGUGGAGACGACAUGGCGUCAGUGCGGAAUAGGGCGUCGUGACAGGCCUCCUCUCGAGGGUUGACCAGCGCCGGGUGGAAAGAGUGGAUAAGUCUUCCUCCUCCCACACGCCCACCAUGCCGGGAACGACGGUCACGUUUGCUUGUCGGGUGAAAUACCUGAACGAUGUGGACCCGUUCUCUUACUGCUCGCAGUACCCAGAGCCUCCACGUCCCCCUAUCCACCACUUCCAUGUGGAUCGUCCCUUGGGAGAACAGCUCCCCGCCAUCCACCGCACACUGGCAGCUCCACACAAGUUGGACGACGCUACUUUGCAAGUGUACCGCGACGGGGACUACGGCACUUACUUGGACCUCGAGUCUUCGCUGGCAGAGCAAGCCGAGGACAUCGACGGCCUCACUGACAGUAAGAAGAAUGCCAUUAUUCUUCGAACUCAACUGUCUGUCCGUGUCCAUGCUAUUAUCGAAAAACUGCUCAACUCCGAGGGCCGAGAGCUGCGCCGCGCCCUCUUCUCCCUCAAGCAGAUCUUCCAGGACGACAAGGACCUCGUUCACGCCUUCGUCCAGAAUGAUGGCCUCACUUGUCUCAUCAAGGUUGGAUCCUCGGCCGACCAGAAUUACCAGAACUACAUUCUUAGAGCCCUCGGUCAGGUGAUGCUUUACGUUGACGGCAUGAACGGCGUCAUGGAGCACCAGGAGACCAUCCAGUGGCUGUACUCGCUGAUCUCCUCCAAGUACCGCCUCGUGGUGAAGACGGCUCUCAAGCUCCUCCUCGUCUUCGUGGAGUACACGGAGUCCAACGCGCUCAAACUGAUCACUGCCAUUGAGACUGUUGACGCAUCCAGAGGUGACCCCCCCUGGUCUACCAUCAUGCGGCUUCUGGAGGGCCGCGACAGCUUGGACAUGGAGCUGCUGACUUACGCCAUGACGCUCGUCAACAAGACGCUGAACGGCAUCCCGGACCAAGACACUUACUAUGACCACACCGACUUACUGGAGGAGCAGGGCAUGGAAACACUCAUCGAGAAAUACAUGCACCGUCCAGAUAGUGAUUUGGACUUGUUGCAGCAGUUCACUAUUUAUGAAGCAGUUUUAUCAUAUGAGGACGGUGAUGAUGAAUGCCGCACUCGCACUAUUGAUCCAACCAUCAGACAAGUCCCUAGAAUAUCAUCUACAGAUAGAGAUUCGAUUGAUCGCCGCAAGUCUCGAAGACACCAUCAGUCUCCUUCACCAACCAAAAUGAAAAAGCUAUCCUCACCUGGAUUAUCACCUGUGCAAGAAAACACGCUAGGAGUCAACUUGGGAGAUAGCGGUGGCAGGCAGUCCAGCAGUGAUGAGGACCAUGUGACUAUUAUCAACAUUAAUGGUGAAUCCUUUGGUAUACCCCAGGAUGAUCUUAGUAAUGUUAAGCAUGCAGAUGCAGGAGUCACACCUGCACUGCGUCGACGUCGUGAGCGAGCUGAGCGCCAUAGAACCUUCAUCAACGAGCAGGAAAUCAUCAAUGAAAGUCGCCGUGGCUCUCAGUCAUCUGACAAUGUGGAAGAUGAAAAUCGCAAGAACAUCGAAUUAUCUGGUCUCAACAAGCAGGCUUCUUGGAUGAUGGACAUGAUGUAUGCCAAACGUGAGGAAGAUGGCACAGGUCGUAGGGAAUCUCUAACCAAUAUACAGGACAUUGCCUCAAGAAUAUCCAGCCUUCAAGACAAAGAGAAUGUUGAUAAUAAUAUGCGUAUGCCUAUUGAGAUCAAUUCAGGGGCAUCAGUUAAGGAACUCCAAGAUAAGAUGCUAAAUACUAGUUCAGGUCAACUCGCUGAUGGAGAAAAAUCUGGACGAAAGGGUGACAUUAGUGAUCGUAUCAACAAAAUCAAGGAUGGUCUCUCUAAGUCACAUUCCAAGGGAGAGAUAAAAGACAGUCCCAUUCCAGUACCAGAACCACCAAAGAAGUCAGAAAAUGACAUACAGUGGGAGCUUUUGAUGAAGCAUCUGAACAGACCUUUGCAACUCUGUGAUCUUGAUUUCUCUGACUUAAAUGCUCAGGAUGAUCAGUUGAUGUUGGAGAGCAAUAAACCAGGAUGUCCACCACCUCCACCCCCACCUGGUGGAGCACAACCUGCAGGUCCACCACCACCACCACCUCCUGCUGGGCCACCUCCUCCUCCUCCACCUGCAGGGGGACCUCCACCACCACCACCGGCACCUUUAAAGCGGCCAGGUCCUCCUCCAGCUCCAGCAGCACCUCAAGAUGGUGAUGCUCCACCACCACCACCACCUCCUCAGAAUGGUGUUGAUGGUCAGCAGGACGAAUCAAACAAGCCACACAAGACAAAGAAAACCAUUAAACUUUUCUGGAAGGAGGUGCGUGAUCCAAGAAUACCUGAGGCUACUAUAUGGGACAAGAUGGAAGACAUUCCAGUUGAUACACAAAAACUUGAGCAUCUCUUUGAAUCCAGAGCAAAGGACCUUAUAGCAAAGGAGAAACAACAAGAGCAAAAAGGCAUAAAGGAAAUUGUGGUGCUGGACCCCAAAAGAUCUAACGUCAUUAACAUUGGUAUGACUAAGCUACCACCACCACGCACAAUCAAGACAGCAAUCUUGAAAAUGGACUCCUCAAUCAUCAAUCGUGAAGGCAUUGAGAAACUCCUUACAACUAUGUUACCAACACCAGAAGAAAAGCAGAAGAUUCAGGAGGCUGCAAUAUGCAAUCCAGAGUUACCUUUAGGUUCAGCUGAACAGUUCCUUAUGAUGCUGUCAUCGAUAUCAGAGCUUCCAGCUAGAUUAAAGCUUUGGAUUUUCAAAUUAGAUUAUGAUAAUAUGGAGAAGGAAGUGGCUGAACCUCUGAUGGAUGUAAAGCAAGGCACAGAGGAUCUUAUGAAGAACCACACUUUCAAAACAAUUUUAGCUGUCCUCAGAGCCAUUGGUAACUUCCUUAAUGGCACAGAAUGCAGAGGCUUCCACAUUGAUUACCUGUCUAAAGUUCCUGAGGUUAAGGAUACUGUCCACAAACAUUCUCUCUUGCACCAUCUGUGUCACAUGGUUAUUGAGAAAUAUCCAGACACAUCUGAUCUCUAUUCAGAGAUUGGUUCUAUAACUCGUGCUUCUAAGGUUGACUUUGAAGAACUAGCAAAGAAUAUUGUCAAAAUGGAAAUAGAGUGCAAAUCAUCAUGGGACCAUCUAAAAGCCAUAGCUAAGCAUGAUGGGCCAACGCAAAUAAAGUUGAAAAUGUCUGAGUUCUUGGCUGACUGUGCAGAGAGAAUUAUUGUUUUGGGCAUUAUCUAUCGUCGUGUGAUGACCAGGUUCCAGCGGUUCCUCCUGUGGCUUGGUUUCCCACAACAUGUAUCUCAGGAAAUUAAAGUGCAGGAGGUGUGCUCAACCAUUAGUGAAUUUGCCCUUGAGUACAGAACCUGCAGAGAACGGGUAAUACAGCAGAUACAGAAGAAGGCAAACCACCGAGAGAGGAACAAGACUCGUGGCAAGAUGAUUAUGGAGGAGAUAGAGCACCGAGGCUCCCUUAAACCCUGCCUCAAGAGUCGCUCGAUGGAAAAGUUCAAGAGACCCAAACAGACAAAGGAGGAGAAAGCAGACUCGGACCUCAGGCAGCUUCUUAACUAUUCUGACGUAUCUGACACUGAAACUAUUCGUGGGAAGAGCACGUGGAGAAGGACUAGAGAAGGUAAAGCACGUAGUCGAGGUGAAGAGGCAAUGGCAGAGAUGAUGGGAGAGGGUGAUGAUGCCCUGCUUGAUUCUCUAGUGAAGACAGCUACACAAGGUCCCUCAUCUAGAACUACACCUCGGGAACGCAAGCGGUCUCGACAUGCUGACCGCAAGUCUUUCCCAGCAGCAAAUGGUCCACGACGAUCUAGAUCAAGAAAAGGUGUGCCAGACUUGUCCCACCUGGAGGCUUUGGUACUUCCCAAAUGAGAACUCCUUCGCCACAUGCCACUACCCUGGGGACACCUCGCUGCUAAAAUCUCUUGCGGCGCACCCUGAAAAAUGGACUUACAGAAGAGGAAAAACGUCUCCUUGCAAUGAUUGCCGCACAGACCCGUUGAAGCCCCAGCAAACAAGUCUUUCCAUACCAAUCAUCACCCACUCCUGCUAUUCUCAUUCUCUGGGACUUUCAUGAUAUAACAAGGGCUCGUUCUAGAGUCUUCCAUAGUAUUAGCAGAUGUUUAUGUUUAUUCUUUAGGCUGACAUCAUAAAUAUAUAGUGUUAUGUUGGUGAUAUGAUCUAGUCAGUCAGGAGUAGUGAAAAACAUCUCCAGGGUCGUCGUUCUGAUAGCUGCAUCAUGGUCAUUUUUAACAAGUAUAUUUUAGCUUCAAACAAAUGAUCCAUGCACACCAAUGUCCAUAUUUCACUAGCCUGUUUUUAAAAUGCAAUUCUCAAUUGCCUAACUCCUAAUAAUGUAGGAACCUCAUACUGCUGCACUUAUAAAAAUUUACAAACUUCCUUUGUCUUUUCAUAUUUCCGGCAGCUUUUUCUUUUCUUUUCAAGAUACUGUUUAGGUUGCAAAUGAAUUUUUAAUAUCCUAUGUAUGGCAAGUAUUUUUUCAUAUUUAGGAGUUUUAGAAACUAAUUUAAUCUGCUGUGAUGUCCUGUUGAAAAUAUUGGCUAAUGCCUUCUUUGUAAAUAGUCCUGCAUCAAGUUGUAAAGAGUGCUGUUGCCCUAUGCAGGCUUGUGCCAUGAGAUGUGUAUGCUUCUUGAAGUAUGUAAGGGUAUAUUCCCCAAAAUUUCAGUUCAUUGGACAUCACGCCUUGUAAAGACACUGUCCCCUCGUGAACAUGGCUCUUUUCAUCAUUCUUUCAAGAGGAUCUGGUUCUUUAAUUGUAAUAUUUUUGGUGAUUCACCUAAGGUCACAAACACAUCUUCAUGCUGGUCAUAGAUGACUAACAAAUUGGAAUAUUUUGGACAUGGUCUUUGCAAUUCUUAAAUAUACACAAGCUUUAUUCAAAAUUAAAACAAAAUUAGACUGCAUUAUCAUGCCCAGUUUUCAAUUUGUAAGUUUUAAUGUGUCCUAUUUGUAGCGCCCACACAUAUCCCAACUGCAUAGAUGCUUAAACUGCAUAUAUGUUUAAAGAGACUAUUAUUUCAAUAUAUAUUUUCUCUGUCUAGCAGGAAUACUCAUUUGUUAUCCUGUGUAGAUUAGCUUCAAAUAUUUUCCAGUUAUGACCUGAAGGGCAGAGAAGCAAUUAAUACUCAUUGUUUGUAGAAAUAUUGUCCUACUGUAGAUGAGGCAUAUGUGGGUUGUUGCAUAGGGGUUCGCCUUUACUGGAUGAUUAUUGAUUUAAGAUGCAUUUUCAUAAUGCAGUAAGUCAGGUUUAAAUAUAUUAUGACAUUUUAAUGUUACUUUUGAGAUUUUGAUACUCAAAAUAGUGCUUCAUGAAAUUUAAAUAAAAAAAAAGGCUGU